Rasamsonia emersonii CBS 393.64 is the source of this 1728-nucleotide messenger RNA. Its product is annotated as Histone acetyltransferase. Gene Ontology annotation, biological process: tRNA wobble base 5-methoxycarbonylmethyl-2-thiouridinylation. The record is from RefSeq and is a predicted model, not a curated record. NCBI's taxonomy places the organism in Eukaryota, Fungi, Ascomycota, Eurotiomycetes, Eurotiales, Trichocomaceae. Gene Ontology annotation, cellular component: elongator holoenzyme complex; nucleus; cytoplasm. Gene Ontology annotation, molecular function: acyltransferase activity, transferring groups other than amino-acyl groups; iron-sulfur cluster binding. The transcript is spliced from 2 exons. The coding region runs from base 1 to 1728 and encodes 575 amino acids.
AUGGCGACCGAAACCAUGACCAUGCCGCCUAAGUCGCAGCACAAGCUGCACAAAAAGGCCAAGCUGCCCCCAGAGAACGAGCGAUACAUGCGGGCUUGCUCAGACAUCGCAAAUGCUCUCAUCCAGGAAUAUGAGGCCCAGCGCGAUCCUACGAAACCGAAGAAAGAUAUCAAUCUGAACAAACUGCGGGGUCAAGUGUCCAAGAAGCACUGUCUGAGCACCCAACCGCCUCUGACGGCCAUCAUCGCCGCUGUGCCUGAGCAUUAUAAGAAGUAUAUUUUGCCCAAGUUGAUUGCGAAGCCUAUUCGGACAUCAUCCGGCAUCGCCGUCGUCGCGGUUAUGUGUAAACCGCACCGUUGCCCACACAUCGCUUACACUGGGAACAUCUGUGUCUAUUGUCCUGGUGGUCCCGACUCCGAUUUCGAAUAUUCGACGCAGUCUUACACGGGCUAUGAGCCGACGUCGAUGCGCGCAAUCCGCGCUCGCUACGAUCCCUUUGAGCAGGCUCGGGGUCGUGUUGACCAGAUCCGGUCGCUCGGACACAGCGUGGAUAAGGUCGAAUACAUUAUCAUGGGCGGCACGUUCAUGUCUCUUCCAGAGGAUUAUAGAGAAUCCUUCAUAGCGCAGCUGCACAACGCCUUGAGCGGGUAUCAAACGGACAAUGUCGACGAAGCUGUGCAAGCCGGAGAAAUGAGCAACAUCAAAUGUGUGGGAAUCACAAUCGAAACACGGCCAGACUACUGUCUGGAUACGCACCUGAGUGCCAUGCUCCGCUAUGGCUGCACGAGGUUAGAGAUCGGGGUGCAGAGUCUAUACGAGGAUGUCGCACGAGAUACGAACCGAGGUCACACUGUCGCUGCCGUCGCAGAAACAUUCAAGCUUGCGAAAGAUGCGGGGUUUAAGGUCGUCAGCCAUAUGAUGCCUGACCUUCCUAACGUGGGCAUGGAACGGGAUCUCGAGCAGUUCCGCGAGUACUUCGAGAACCCCGCCUUCCGGACGGAUGGUCUCAAGAUCUAUCCCACGCUGGUCAUUCGCGGCACAGGUCUCUACGAGCUGUGGCGAACGGGACGUUACAAGAACUACACGCCCAAUGCAUUGAUCGACCUUGUGGCUCGGAUUCUAGCCCUCGUUCCCCCGUGGACCCGUAUCUAUCGUGUCCAGCGCGACAUUCCCAUGCCUUUGGUUACCUCUGGUGUCGAAAACGGCAAUCUCCGUGAACUGGCUCUGAGCAGAAUGAAGGACUUUGGCACGACAUGCCGCGAUGUGCGAACAAGGGAGGUGGGGAUCAACGAGGUCAAGAAUAAGAUUCGGCCAGGUCAGAUUGAGCUUGUCCGGCGCGACUAUAUGGCCAACGGCGGCUGGGAGACCUUCCUAGCCUACGAAGAUCCGAAACAAGACAUUUUGAUCGGCCUGCUGCGCCUGCGGAAGUGUAGUCCCACCCAUACAUUCCGUCCUGAACUCACCGGCCAGCAGACCAGUAUUGUCCGGGAACUCCAUGUGUAUGGUCUUGCAGUGCCAUUGCACGGCCGAGAUGAGCGCAAGUUCCAGCAUCGCGGCUUUGGAACGCUUCUGAUGGAGGAAGCUGAGCGAAUUGCGAGGGAGGAACACGGCAGCCGAAAGAUCAGUGUCAUUUCGGGUGUUGGUGUUCGCAGCUAUUAUGCCCGUCUUGGUUACCACCUUGAUGGACCGUACAUGUCCAAGAUGCUGGAUCCUCUUGAUGAAGAGUGA